Molecule: messenger RNA, 1386 nt
Organism: Sabethes cyaneus
Lineage: Eukaryota; Metazoa; Arthropoda; Insecta; Diptera; Culicidae
Product: mastermind-like domain-containing protein 1
Exons: 3
Coding region: 1-1386 (461 amino acids)
Source: RefSeq, a predicted model, not a curated record
AUGGCGUGGUGGGGUGGUGGUGCCGGUAAAAUUUGGUUAAGCAGUGAUGCACAAUGGCAUCACCCUGUACCGUUGCCAAGCGUUUCCGCUGGUCAACCCGCGCAGUCCCUGCUGCCGCCUGCUAUGUUACCGGCAGGGCUGGGAAUACCACCACUGAAUCCCACAUCGCCUACUACAUCGAUCUCGCAGCACGCGAUUCCCAACAGUCUGCUGACCAUCCGCGAAAUGAUGCUACAAAAUCCCAGCCUUGGGCUGCUGAACGAGAGUAAUUUACUGCUGAAAAGAAGCAUGCUGGAAAGCAUGUCGACAUAUCCUCUAGGACCGAAUACGAUGGGUCUGCCGCAGACCACGAGUCCACAAAUUUCCACAUCAUCCCCGUCGUCCAGCAUCGCUAGCUUCGGCCCGCUGAUGCAUUCGAUCAAGAAGGAAAGGGAUGAACUCGACGGCGAUAUAAACCCGCACGAACAAAGUCAUCAUCAGCAUCAUCCUCACCAUCAUCACCAGAAUCACAGCCAACAGCAACAACAGCAGCAGCAUCUUCAUCCCCAUCACCAUCAACCUCACAUGCCACUGGCGCUGCAUCACCAUCACCGCUCCUCGCCGACCACGAUGCUACCACUCCCGCCCACUAGCAGUCCAACUCCGGCAGCAAUGUCGGCAGUAGCAACAGUGUCAUCCCACCAUCACCAGCAACAACAUCAAAGACAUCAAAGAGACUCCGAAGAACGUGAAUUGAAUUUCUAUGCAUUGCCGCCGCUGCCACAGCCGUCAUCAUCACAGCAAGCGUUGCAUUCUCAAUCGUCAUCGGCAGUAACGACGACGACGACGGCGGCGGCAGCAGCAGCAGCAGCAGCGCCGAAUGCUACCAACAGCAACAACAUCACCAAUAACAGCGGCAGUUUUCAUCAGUUCAAACUCGAACAGCCCGAUGACUUCGAGAUCCACCCGAAUCAGCUUCACCAGCAUCAUCAGCAUCAUCAUCACCAUCAUCAAUCACAGUUCGGUCAGCUUCCACCGCAUCAUCACUACCGUCAGCAACCGCCGAUGUCACCGGAUCGAACGUCCAUUCAGGACGGUAGCGGCGGAGGUAGCAACACCAGCAAAAAUAACAACAACAACACCGACGAUGAUGAUCCACCUAUCGACGACGAUGACGACGAUGCGGAAGAUGAAGAAGAAAUUGGUGGUGGCGGCGGUGGGCGCACGAGUGGCCACGGCAAUGACUUGGAUCGGCCGGUCGUCGACGAUGAGUUUGACGACGCAAAGCGACGUUUGACGGUUGGAGUAACAGCAGCAGCAGCAGCAGCAGGCCGUGCAGAAUCACCCGACAGUCGGAAGGGCCUGUUAAACUUGAGCCGGCGCAAGUCUUCAUCACCCGGUAAGUAA